Molecule: messenger RNA, 1364 nt
Organism: Staurois parvus
Lineage: Eukaryota; Metazoa; Chordata; Amphibia; Anura; Ranidae
Source: the annotation of a GenBank genome assembly
UGCUAGUUCUGAAAAGAUAAACUAAUCUUUUAAAUGAUCAGUAUAUUUUCAUGCUGUAAGUAUAAGCCUACACAAAGACAGUGGGAACACACAACAUCCAUGCUAAUGGUGUUCCUGCUGAUAUUUAUGCAAUAUAGAGUGAGUCAAUAGGUCAUUGUUUAAAAUGUUUGAAUUUUAAAGGGCAUUCAAGAGCAAUAUGUAUAAAACAUUUCACUUUUUUUAGGGGUCAUUAUGAGCAACGGAGAGAGAUGGAAAAUACUGCGACGCUUUUCCCUGACAACACUGAGAAAUUUUGGGAUGGGGAAGCGGAGUGUGGAGGAAAGAAUCCAGGAGGAAGCUCGGUGUCUCCGGGACAGAUUUAUGAAGAUCAAAGAUAAACCAAUAAAUCCAGUUCAUCUGCUAAGAUUGGCUGUCUCCAAUGUCAUCUGCUCCAUUGUAUUUGGAGAGAGAUUUGACUACGAAGACAAGAAGUUUAUGUCUCUUCUGGAACUUAUUCAAGAAAUUGUAACCCUGUUGAACUCUGGAUUGGGUCAGCUCCUUAAUCUGUUCCCAGCCUUAAUGAGCCGUAUCCCUGGCCCCACCAAAAACUUUUUAAAAAUUUUGAAAAGUUUAGUAAGUUUAUGGAAGAAAGAGUGGAAGCUCACAAGGAGACAUUGGAUGAGAACUGCCCUCGAGACUUUAUAGAUUGCUUCAUCAUUAAAAUGAAAGAGGAAAAGAAUAACCCAAAAACAGAAUUCCAUAAGGAUAAUUUACUAGGAACAGUAGCUGACCUGUUCUUUGCUGGAACUGAGACUACAAGUAUGACACUGCGAUAUGCCUUCUUGAUACUACUCAAAUACCCUGAGAUACAAGAGCAAAUCCAAAAAGAGAUUGAAAAUGUAAUAGGAAGUGAUCGCUGUCCAUCAGUGGAGGACAGAAGUAAGAUGCCAUAUACAGAUGCAGUAAUUCAUGAAGUCCAGAGAUUUGCUGAUAUUGUACCAGUAGGACUACUCCAUGCAGCCAGCAAGGAUACCACCUUCAGAGGAUAUCAGAUUCCUAAGGGAACUUUAGUGUUUCCAAUCCUAACUUCAGUCUUGAAGGACCCCAAGCAGUUCAAAAACCCUCACAAAUUUGACCCUGGACAUUUCCUUAAUGAGAAUGGCACCUUUAAGAAGAGUGAUGCUUUUAUGCCAUUUUCAGCAGGAAAACGUAUGUGUAUGGGCGAGGGUCUGGCUCGCAUGGAACUCUUCCUCUUUUUUACAACCAUUCUGCAAAGAUUUACUCUGAAACCCACCGUGGACAGGAAAGACAUAGAAAUUACACCACAGCCCAAAAGCAAUGCUUCCUUACCUCGUGAAUAUGAGAUGUUGGCUGUGCCCCGCUGA